AUGAGUGUUUCUGUGAACUACCCUGAAGAAUUUGCUGGUUUUGCCGUGCUCGACACCAAGGACUGGAACAAGCCCAAGUACAUCACGUACAAGCCCAAGGCCUUUGGCGACCACGACAUCGACAUCGAGAUCGAGUGUUGUGGUCUGUGCGGAUCGGACAUCAUGACGGCGAUGGGCGGCGAAGGCUGGGGAGAAAUCAAGCUUCCGCAGGUUGUGGGCCACGAGAUCAUCGGCAAGGUGGUUAAGGUUGGCCCAAAAGUCAGUCCUCACAAGGUUGGCGACAGAGUCGGUCUGGGGGCCCAGGCUUUUGGGUGUCUGAGCUGCAGACGGUGCAAGGAGGACAAUGAGCAGUACUGCAAGGAUUCCGUCACCACGUACGACGGCGUGUACCCUGACGGCUACGUCUCGCAGGGAGGCUACGCCUCGCACGUGAGAGCACAUGAACAUUUCUGCUUUGCCAUUCCAGACGCUAUCAAAUCCACCGAGGCUGCUUCUCUGUGCUGUGCUGGGUUGACCGUGUACUCGCCUCUGAAAAGAUACAUUCCGACGAGUUUGCCUAACGGCGAGAAGCCGAAAGUGGCCGUUCUCGGUCUGGGAGGCCUGGGACACCUGGCGGUCCAGAUUGCGGCUGCUUUGGGAGCCGAGCCGUACGUUUUCUCGAGAACCGACGCCAAGAAGGAGCAGGCCUUGCAGCUUGGCGCCAAGGGGUUCGUGGCCACGGGAACCAAGGGCUGGGCCGACGAGUAUUUCGACCAGUUCGACCUUAUUCUCAACUGUGCCAUUUCUCUCUCUGGCCUUGACUUGGACAGCUUCCUGUCGAUUUUGAAGGUGCAGGGCAGAUUUGUCUCUGUUGGACUGCCGGCUGUGGAGGAGAAAUACGACGUUUCUCCGUUCACGUUUUUCUCGAACGGCUCGUCGCUGUGCUCUUCGAACCUCGGAUCCAGAAAGGAGAUGCUGGACCUGUUGGAGCUGUGUGUGAAGCACAACAUCCGUCCGUGGGUCGAGGAAGUCCCGAUCUCUGAGGAGGGCUGCAACACCGCGCUGACCAGAGCCUGGAAGGGAGACGUUCGGUACAGGUUUGUCUUCACGGAGUUCCACAAGGCCUUUGGAACGGGAAAGUAG
Messenger RNA from Ogataea angusta, 1122 nucleotides. RefSeq lists its product as uncharacterized. The coding region runs from base 1 to 1122 and encodes 373 amino acids. Gene Ontology annotation, molecular function: zinc ion binding; alcohol dehydrogenase (NADP+) activity. The transcript has a single exon. Gene Ontology annotation, biological process: alcohol metabolic process. The record is from RefSeq and is a predicted model, not a curated record. Lineage: Eukaryota; Fungi; Ascomycota; Pichiomycetes; Pichiales; Pichiaceae.